AUGCAUGUGUCAAGUGCUUCACGGGCUGUGAGGCAAGUCACCGUAGCGCUGGCUCGUCGAGCACAAGACUUCAUACGAUGGCCUGACGCUGCGGAGGGGGCAGCCUUGCAGCACAAGUUCUACGACAUGGCCGGCUUUCCUUUGGUCGUGGGUGCUGUUGACGGUACCCAUGUCCGGAUCCAGGCACCCCAUGUGCACGAGGAGGCGUACGUCAACCGCCAUGGAUACCAUUCCAUCAACGUACAGGUGGUCGUUGACGCCUCUUCUCGGAUUCGCAACGUGGUUGCAAGGUGGCCUGGAAGCACCCACGACUCUCGGAUCUUCACGGAGAGCACCUUGGCAGUCAAGCUGGCCAGUGGAGAGUACGACGGCCUGCUGCUUGGUGACAGCGGCUACUCCUGUCAACCUUGGCUGAUGACGCCAUUCCUGUCGCCGUCAUCAGCAGCCGAGGUCGCAUACAAUACGGCACACACGACGACAAGAAGCAUUGUUGAACGGACAAUCGGCCAACUCAAGCGGAGGUUCCAUUGCCUUCACGCUGAGCUCCGAAUGGCUCCAGAACGGUGCUGCGACAUCAUUGUCGCGUGCUGUGCCCUCCACAACCUGGCCAAGAGAUACCCCUGCAGGACACCCGUGGCCGCCAUCCCCGCUGAGGUUCCCGUUGAGCCCGUAGCAGCCAACCGUGCUGAGAGCAACGAGGCCCGAGACUUUAUUGUCAACCAUUUCUUCGGCUAAGUAUCCUGCUGUCGCUCGGCCCUUCUCUGGUACUGCUGUGCAGCCUCACGGGUCCAGCGCUGGUUGUGCUGCACAACAGGAGAGGCCAGUGUUCUCUGUGCUGCGUCGUCUUCAACUGUACUGCUGCCAGAUGACGAGGGUGGCGGCGUCGUCACCCUUCCCGUGCAGCUGCUGUAGUGACACGCAUGACCAGGAAAUUGUUUGAGGUUAAAGGGAUACUACAACAAAAUUUCGGGUUUCAUUUUUUGGUCUAUAUGUGUUCGAAGGAGCAGUAUCACAUCGAACACAACAAUAUCUUGUUAAAAAAGUCACGAAAAGGAAUUUUAAAACGAAUUAAGCGAUUGGCAAAGAGCACCAGGUGGAUGUCGCUAACGCCUCGUUUGUAAUGCCAGUCUAAGAACCUUGACAGCUAGUGACGGUAACUGUCUCGCCUCCGGCUACCACAAUAGAAGAGGGGAAGGAGGAACUCUCCUCUUCCAAAGAAUCCUUUUUGUAUGUCCCAGAAGUUGCUAUUGUCCCCCUACAAGAUUAUAAAAGAUUAACCCUUCACUCAAAAUUCGUACAAAAGCAGCCGCUUUGGUGGCUGGAACGACUAGGCCAUCCUCUCGACGUCAGCCUCGUCGCAGCUUUGCUCGUCCCGAGACGAACUACGUCACGAUUGCGUUGGGUGUCACAUGCUCUCCGCUGGCUGUUCUCCGAGCGCUUGUCAGGGUGGGCCGUUUGUAACGAAAACUAUAGCCACCAGGUUCAAAAUACAAACGUGCGAUUGUCAUUUAGGGAUACAGUGGAUCAUAUUCAACCUAUUUUUGAACACGACGGGUAUAUUUUUAAUUUCGUUGAGGUAUCCCUUUAACGCAUAAGCCUUUACAACGAUUAUCAGCAAACUUAAAAACCCAGGUCACUGACUGGCUGUGGAUGGCAGCCCGAGGUACAAUAUUGUCCUGCAUAAAGUUAAUGCUCGGGACGUGUUCCGAGCAUGCGCAGUGAGAAAAAUGGCAGCUCACAGAGGGCUAUUGUUGGGCAGGAGUGAACUUGUAAAUUUCAGCAUAACUUAGCAAACUGCAAGGGCUACAGCUCCAGAGAGCUGCUCAGAGCAUUGAAGCAAAGGAUUGUGACUAGACACCAUACUCGUGCACGUACGUCCUCCGUGACAUGAUUCUCUCCGUCCUCUAUCUCUCCAAGUGAUGCAUGAGGGCUGCAGUGCAUGACAUUUUUGACGUCACCCUGGAUCAGGGUACAUAUAUGUGUGGGAGAACUGAGUGCAACGUGCGGCAACCUUAAUCCAGAUGUGACAGUAACACUUGUCAUAAUUUUACCACAUAUGUUGGUGGUACAACAGACUGGAGUGCCUAACCCCGCAACUUUGUUUCAUUGGCGGUUGGUAGAGUCGCCACAUAGACAUUUGUACAAGAUUUAAAACAAGUAGAUGUGGCACACUCACACCAGCCGUCAUAUGUGAUUAUUGUGUACCCAAGCACUGUCCGGCUAACUGGGACAUUGAUACUUUUUCAGAUUUUGUUGGCACAGAUCAGCAUCGAAUAAGUCAUUGGUGCAUUCUCAACUUAAUCUCAUAAGCGUUACCAAAAAAGAAUGGAUUUUUGCUACGUUAGCAGGCAUGUACGAAGAUCAUGCAAAAACAUUUCCACUGACAGUGGAAAAAUUUGGGUAUUGAGUGACCUGACUUUGAAGAAAAUAGGUGAUCUCAACUUGAGAGAAAGACUACCAUAGCUUUGUUGAUUAUGAUGUAAAUAUUUCUUUGUAAUUUUGUGGUACAAAUAGUUUCAAACUGUGAGUUUUACUGCAUUUACCCUAAUAAAUGGUUUCAUUGGCACUUUUUCAGCAGUGCAGAAAUGGCUAAAUAUGUGAAGGUGGUGUCCUUGUGCUGUGUUCUGUUCUCUACUGGACAGGUUUUGACUCGUGCUCCUAAUAUUGUCGUUUUGCUUCAUGAAGUUGGUCUCUAUGUAAGGGCACGCAGCAGUAGUGUUAUGCAACUGACAUGUCUACUUUGAGAUGGAAAACCAAUAUAUUCUUUUAUGACAAUCCAAACUGUUCCCUAUGCUCAUCAAUGUUUUCUAGGAGCAUGCCAACAAUUGGUGACUUUUGAUAUGCCUUGUGUCUGUGCUCAGUUUCAUACCUAUCAUCAGUGACAGCAGAACAUCCCUAUCAUCAGUUUCAUAACUAUCAUCUUGUGGAAGUACUCAUAAUGUGACGAGCAGAACAGAAAAAGAAUGCACCUUCAGCGCGUGCUCAUUCUCUUCUGCUGCUUGUGCAUCCUUGUGCUGUCAGGGCUAGUAAGCUGUAACUGGGUGCAGAGCUUCCACUGUACUAUCGCCUCCAUUGUCACAGUCUACAUACAGUGUGCAAC
Ixodes scapularis (black-legged tick) is the source of this 3100-nucleotide messenger RNA. RefSeq names its product putative nuclease HARBI1. The record is from RefSeq and is a predicted model, not a curated record. The transcript has 4 exons. The coding region runs from base 1 to 735 and encodes 244 amino acids. NCBI's taxonomy places the organism in Eukaryota, Metazoa, Arthropoda, Arachnida, Ixodida, Ixodidae.